Molecule: messenger RNA, 348 nt
Organism: Lathyrus sativus (Indian pea)
Lineage: Eukaryota; Viridiplantae; Streptophyta; Magnoliopsida; Fabales; Fabaceae
Source: the annotation of a GenBank genome assembly
AUGCCUUGCCUUUAUCUCUCUACCAACGUGAAGCUAGAUGGAGUUAACAUUGAUCCCAUCUUUGCUCAAGCCACAACUGCUGUCUCUUCUAUCAUAGGAAAACCAGAACAGUUUGUGAUGGUUUUAGUGAAGGGAUCAGUUCCAAUAAUGUUUGAACAUAACAAAGAACCAGCUGCAUAUGGUGAACUAGUUGCAAUGGGUGGCAUAAAUUCAAAAGUGAAGAAGGAUCUAAUUCAUGCCAUUGGCACAAUAUUGGAGAACAACCUAUCUAUACCAAGAACAAGAUUUUUUCUCAAAGUAUUUGACACAACACUUCUUAAACAUGAAAGUAAUCACUCCAAACUCUAG